AUAUAAAUAUUGAGGGUUAAAGUUACUAUGCCAAUGGUAAAAUAUGCGACAUCAUCUUUUCUUUGGUGAUCAAAAAGAUAAAAUCAAAUAUUUGAAUGAUCGUUUUGUAAAUAUUUAUAAUUGAGUGACCAAAAAUGAAAUGUAUCAAUAGUUUAAUCACUAUAAGUGUAAUUUACCCAAAUAUUAUAGAACUUGAGUAAAGCAAAAUUUAAAGAUUGAUAUUGUAAGUGGGAGCCAAAGCCAGAAGCAUCACAAGUCAGCAUCAAUGGCGUUUUCCCUCACUUCUCUCUCCAAAUCACUUUCCUCUCUCCUCCCUUCCCAACAUUCACUACCAAAUCUCCCCCAAAACCCACCAAAUUUCGCCCCGCCGGUUUCUCAAUCGGACCCCAAAUCAACAUCCAUUCGUCUUUCUUCCUGUUUGACCACACCGGCCGAAGAAACCAAUGCCAUAACAUGCCCAUCGUUUGCCUACGCCAAUACCCUUUUCUUCAAAUCGGGUCACUACAACGUCCAGGUGGUGGUGGCCGACAACGAACCGGAGGAUAAGCUGUUGGGCCGGUUCAGGAGAGCCGUGUUUAAAGCCGGUGUUAUACAGGAAUGCAAAAGGAGGAUGUUCUUUGAGAGCUCACAGGAAAAAAAGAAGCGUAAAGUAAGAGAAGCUUCUAAAAGGAACCGCAGAAGACGCCCGAAACCGAAGGAUUCGGCACAAUCUAAAGAGGAAACCAGUAAGAAGGAUGACGAUGAAGAAGAUGGAGAUAAUUGGGAGCUUCCUGAAGGAGACUUGCCUUAUUAAACCUAAUUUCAGGUUAUAAUUUUCAGGAUUUUCAUUUUAAUUUAUGUUAUUCCGAGUUUUCAUUUUUUUCAAUUGCUAUUCAAUUCCAAAGAAAAGAUUUCAUCUAUAGAACCAUAAGAACUUUAAAAAUAUUAACUUUAUUAAACAAUGAAUGAUAUAGAUAGUAAAUAUUAAUUUUAUUCCAAUUUGACAUUA
Molecule: messenger RNA, 988 nt
Organism: Gossypium raimondii (Peruvian cotton)
Lineage: Eukaryota; Viridiplantae; Streptophyta; Magnoliopsida; Malvales; Malvaceae
Product: 30S ribosomal protein S21, chloroplastic
Exons: 2
Coding region: 266-793 (175 amino acids)
Biological process (GO): translation
Cellular component (GO): ribosome
Molecular function (GO): structural constituent of ribosome
Source: RefSeq, a predicted model, not a curated record